Messenger RNA from Auanema sp. JU1783, 2133 nucleotides. Lineage: Eukaryota; Metazoa; Nematoda; Chromadorea; Rhabditida; Rhabditidae. The record is from the annotation of a GenBank genome assembly.
AUGGCUGAUUCAAAUGCCUGGGAUAUGAUGGGCGAAGACCGCCGCUCUAAAUCGCCGUCACGAACCAGUCGUGUAGAUUCAGAAAUUUUGAUUGGCUUAGAUGAUGUUGACUUACAAGCUUUAGGCUUGGGGAAAUCAGAAUUAGCGGAAGAAGUCGAACGACAUGCGCAAGAGAAAGAGCGGAAACGCCGUAGCAAAUCUCCAGCUAUUGAUUCCUUACGAAAAGUUUCUAUGAACGUCCUCCAUAAAAUUGGAGCAAUAUCUAAGCGAAAAGAUGUAAGCGUCCCUCUCACCCGAUCUCCUGACAUUGAUGAUCUUCCUUUACAAGAUUUUUGUAAAAUUCCAAAAGAAUACUUUCAAGAAAGCAAACCUUUUUCAUUCCGCGAUAUAGGGAGAAUCGUCAAACCACCGCUGGAAACAAAGCCAGAGAAAUGUAGUUAUUUAUUCCGCGGGCCUUCCAUAGAAGAAGAAAUCAAAAUGGAGUGCCCAACCGAGAAAGAAAGAUUGCCAGAAUACGAUCCAUACUGUCCUGUUCAUGGAAGUCGUCGCAGAGUCAGUCGACGUGAUCGACUGGUAACUAUGCAAUCUCUCAUGAGUAGUGUUGAUCAUGAUUCAGCACUAGAUGGUGUUCCAAACAUAUAUAGCCAAGAAUUUGUUCGCAAAAUCAUUCGUAAAAAACGCAUAGAGCAGGAGACUCCUUCUGAAAGACGUAGGAACCUGAAGACGAUGCAAAAGAUAAGAGCUAAUUUGUGGAUUAUUUCAUUAUCCUUUCUAUUUCUGUUCACAGCCUUCAAUGGACUACAGAACCUUCAGUCUACUAUAAACAGCGAACUUGGAUUGGACAGUCUUAUAGUCAUGUACAUAACACUAGCAAUAACAUCGCUGUUUAUCCCACCUUUCAUGAUAAAUCGCUUAGGAUGUAAGCUCACUCUAAUUGGUGCCAUGUGUGUUUAUGUUAUUUACAUGAUGGUUAACAUUCGACCAACUUACUACUCGAUGAUCCCCGUGUCGAUUCUACUCGGAGCAGCUGGAUCCUGUUUAUGGGGAGCAGAAUGUGCAUAUAUCAUUGAGAUGGGAUUGAAAUACGCAAAAGUUAAUUAUGAAUCACCGAACUCUGUGAUAUUCCGUUUUAUCGGAUAUUUUUCAAUGAUCGUUCAUUUGGGUCAGGUAAUUGGAAAUUUUUUGUCAUCGUCCAUAUUAACAGCAGCCAUCAAGCAGUACGAUAUAGAGGAUGCUGUUGAUAAAACUUGUGGUCAUAUGUUCCCAAUGAACACAUCUGAUUUAUCUACUAGAGCAACAGAUAAUCUGAAGAGGCCCCCUCAAAGGGUUCUUGUUGCAGUUUGCUUGGCAUACUUGGCUUGUGCUAUAGUUGCUGUGAUGAUUCUCUCAAUGUUCCUAAAUGCAUUAACGAAAGAUGUCCUCAAUAGGAAUAAAGCACCUCAUUUUAAUCCUUUGAUUCUACAACUGACAUGGAAGAACUUGAGAAGCCUCAAAGUCAUGUUGCUCGUUCCGUUAACCAUGUUCAAUGGAAUGGGAAAAGCUUUCUUCUUCGGUAUUUUUACCAAGUCUUUUGUUGGCUGUGGGUUAGGUGUUGCUCAAAUUGGAUUUGUUGGAACUUCUUUUGGCAUAUCUGACGCUGUUUGUUCUCUUGUGUUCGGGCCAUUGAUCAAACUAUUCGGUCGAAUGCCCUUGUUUGUCUUUGGAGCUGUUGUUAAUCUAUUAAUGUUAUUAACAUUGAUGAUUUGGCCUGUAAAUCCAGCAGAUACGGCUAUUUUCUAUGUUGUUGCCUGCGUUUGGGGAAUGGCUGAUGGCGUAUGGAACACUCAAAUAAGUGGUUAUUGGGUAGCACUUGUCGGUCGUCAAUCGUUAGAGUUCGCUUUCACAAAGUAUCGUUUAUGGGAAUCGUUCGGGAUGGCCGUAGGAUUUUCUUUGAUGAGAGUAGUCUCCGUUCAAGUGUAUUUAUACAUCUCAGCAGGAAUUUUGUUAUUCGGAAUGGCUGGCUAUAGCACCAUUGAGAAUUAUGAUAAGUUAAAACUAUAUCUUCUGCAAAUGUUUGGAGUGUGCGCUGUCAAUCAGAAAAAGCCAGCUGUUAUCUCCAUGGAACAAUCACUUAUAAGUCAACAUAACUGUUGA